CUUAAGGCACCGCCCAGUUUUGCCUCUGCAGCGGGGAGAGUGUAUUUCCGCUUCCUGUGAGCCUCGCUGUGGUCCCUGCGGUUGGCAGCCGUGUGUCUCCGCCAUAUUGUCUGUGUGAUCCCGGCGGGAGCGGCGGCCGCGGGGAGCAGGAAGAGCAGCGAGACUCCUCCUACUGAAAGCCACAAGUUUUUGGGCUACAAACGCUCUGCCUGUCUCUAGCCGCCAAGCUAUCUGCCAUGUCAGGACCUGUGCCAAGUCGGGCCCGUGUCUACACGGAUGUGAACACACACAGACCCCGAGAAUAUUGGGACUACGAGUCACACGUUGUAGAGUGGGGGAACCAGGAUGAUUAUCAGUUAGUGAGGAAACUCGGCCGGGGUAAAUACAGUGAAGUCUUUGAAGCCAUUAACAUCACCAACAACGAGAAGGUUGUGGUAAAAAUCCUUAAGCCUGUGAAGAAGAAGAAAAUUAAGCGUGAGAUAAAGAUCCUGGAGAACCUGCGGGGUGGGCCCAACAUUAUCACCCUGGCAGACAUUGUGAAAGACCCUGUGUCCAGAACGCCAGCACUCGUCUUCGAACAUGUCAACAAUACAGAUUUUAAGCAGUUAUAUCAGACUCUGACUGACUACGACAUUAGAUUCUACAUGUAUGAAAUCCUUAAGGCACUGGAUUAUUGCCACAGUAUGGGUAUAAUGCACAGGGAUGUGAAACCUCACAAUGUAAUGAUUGACCAUGAGCACAGAAAGCUACGUCUCAUAGACUGGGGCCUGGCUGAAUUCUACCACCCAGGACAGGAGUACAAUGUCCGUGUUGCUUCCCGAUACUUCAAGGGCCCGGAGCUGCUUGUUGAUUACCAAAUGUAUGACUACAGUCUGGAUAUGUGGAGCUUGGGCUGCAUGCUGGCCAGUAUGAUCUUCAGAAAAGAGCCAUUUUUCCAUGGGCAUGAUAACUACGACCAGCUGGUGAGAAUAGCCAAGGUUCUGGGCACAGAGGACCUAUACGAUUAUAUUGACAAGUACAACAUAGAACUGGAUCCACGCUUCAAUGAUAUCCUGGGCAGGCACUCGCGCAAACGGUGGGAAAGAUUUGUACACAGUGAGAACCAACAUCUAGUCAGUCCUGAGGCACUGGAUUUCCUGGACAAGCUGCUGCGAUAUGACCAUCAGACCCGACUGACUGCCCGUGAGGCUAUGGACCACCCAUACUUCUACCCCAUCGUAAAGGACCAGUCCCGGAUGGGCGGCUCUAAUAUGCCCAGUGGCAGCACACCAGUCAGUAGCGCCAGUAUGAUGUCAGGUCAGUCCCGGUCCAGUGUUCGUGACAAGUCAGGGAUCUCUGCGGUGCCAACUCCUUCUGCCCUGGGCUCUCUCGCUGGAUCUCCUGUUAUCUCUGCUACCAACACCCUGGGGACCCCUGUCGCUGCUGCAGCUGGAGCCACCCAGUAGGAUGCACCACAGUUGACCCCUUGGCCCAUCUCCCUAAUUUACCUCCCACCUGAUGUGGAAGGAGGGGGCCCCAAGACAUUGGAAGCCCCCUGGACGAGCCGUGUCUGAGCAGUUCCUUGUGGAUUUAUAGUAGUUCUGUCAAAAUAUAUAUAUAUAUAUAUAUAUAUAUAUAUAUAUAUAUAUAUAUAUAUAUAUAUAUAUAUAUAUAUAUAUAUAUAUAUAUAUAUAUAUAUAUAUAUAUAUAUAUAUAUAUAUAUAUAUAUAUAAAAUUAGGCUGAAUAAUUUUUUUUUUUUUUUUUUACUUUGUUAUAGCUCCUGGUCACAAGUUGCUCUUGUGUCUGGGAUGUGGUUACUGGCCCUCGUGUCCCUAGGAUGUGGCUGCAGGCCAGAUAUACCCACAGAUUAUUUUUUGUUUGUUUUGUGUUUUUUUUUUUUUUUUUUAUUAUUAUUAUUGCAGGUUCACAUGAGCCUGAUGCCCACCCCCGUGUCUCAUUGUACCCAAGUGCUGCCGAGGCCAUGAUCUUUCUCUCUCUCUGCCCUCCAUCAUGGCAGACACUAAUCGUUUGGGUGCACUGACAGAAUUUGUGCAGCCCUUACCCCAACCAAAGCCUGUCCGUGUGGGAUGAGCCAUACACCGUUUUCUUUUGUAAAGGUUGCAAUGAGAUCUGCAUGGUGGUGCAAGCUGAGGUUUUUCUCUAUACCCCCUGCCCUAAUGUGCCAUCCUGGGAGGGAUCAGACACCUGAUUUUUGUUACUAUCCCAGAAAUGCCUCCCCAGCUCCUUCAUCCCCUUAUAAUUAGGAGCUGCCUCCAUAUGUCCCUGUGGCAUUCCUACCCCAUUCCUUGCUGGGAAGUGGCCUGCUGAGGUACCGGCCUCCUCAAUCAUGUUCAUGGGCAAGACUUGCUCUCAUGUCUCUCCACUACCCAAUUGCACCCACCCCCCCUCUCCCCCUUUUUAAUUUGCAACGCCUGUCCCCCAGCAAGGAGCUGUCUUCGUAACACAGAAAAUGCUUUUCUCCUUCACGUGACAGAUCUAAUGUUGGAACUAUUUGGUGUAAAUAAACAUGGUUUUAUUUAUCAA
Molecule: messenger RNA, 2524 nt
Organism: Xenopus laevis (African clawed frog)
Lineage: Eukaryota; Metazoa; Chordata; Amphibia; Anura; Pipidae
Gene: csnk2a1.L
Product: casein kinase 2, alpha 1 polypeptide L homeolog
Exons: 13
Coding region: 237-1445 (402 amino acids)
Biological process (GO): regulation of cell cycle
Cellular component (GO): cytosol; nucleus; protein kinase CK2 complex
Molecular function (GO): nucleotide binding; ATP binding; protein serine/threonine kinase activity
Source: RefSeq, a predicted model, not a curated record